UUGCCUUGCACGAAGUGGAUUCGGUCCAAAUGACGUAUUAGCCAAGUAUAUAUGGGCGCGGGAAUCGACCGUGAUCUGGCGUUUGAAGUGGAAAAUCGCUGCGCGCAGACAAUAUCGCGAGAUUGAAUAUGGAGAAAGGGCUACAUCGCCUGCAGCGCACAAGCAUAGCUGACAUGCUGGGCGCGGGUGAGGUGGUUGAGGGAAGGGGAUAGCUUAGAUUAUGUAAGCUGGAAGAUUACCGUUUCAGGAAGCUCAGCACGAGAGAGCAGCUUCCAGCUUCAUCCAUCCAUCUACGAUGUCGACCCUCCAAAAGUAUCAGACAGAGCUCAUCGAACAUGGCAUGGCUGUCGGUGCUUUGAAGUUUGGCACGUUUGCCCUCAAAUCGGGCCGGAGCUCUCCCUACUUCUUUAACGCCGGAUUGCUCGCUUCUGGACCCGUCCUGGACACUUUGUGUUCUGCCUAUGCGUCAACUAUAGCUGACGCUUUGAAAACGGCUGCUGCUGGCUCACCAGGAUUGCCCGAAUUCGACGUGCUCUUCGGCCCCGCAUAUAAGGGAAUUCCCUUUGCGGCAUGCACCGCUUUACUCCUUCAUCGCGACCACAAGAUUGAUGUUGGAUAUGCUUACGAUAGGAAGGAGGCUAAAGAUCACGGCGAGGGCGGUGUCAUGGUUGGCGCGCCAGUGAAGGGGAAGAAGGUCCUUGUGUUGGACGACGUCGCUACCGCAGGAACUGCGAUUAGACAGGCUAUUGAGACUGUCCGCAAGGAAGGUGGGGAAGUCAUCGGAGCUGUGUUGUUGUUGGACAGAGAGGAGGUGGGCAAGAACGGUGAAAGCACGAUUGAAGAGGUCGACAGACUUGUCGGAGGGAAGGGUCGCGUCCCCACUAUCCUAAAGAUGAGGCACAUCAUGGCCUGGCUCGAGCAGCGCGGAAGAACAGAGGAGCUCCAGAGCAUGCAGGCAUACUGGGACCAGUACGGGAUCAAAAGCGCAUAAGCUCCCUGUGAGGGAUUGUGCCACUAGUCGGAGGUGUGGUGGCUACCUAUCGUGGAAAACUCUGUAGCCCUUAUGCCAGCAUGACGCAUUCUGCCCACGUAGUACUGAAAAGUGCUAGUUGCA
This is a messenger RNA of Phanerochaete carnosa HHB-10118-sp, 1114 nucleotides long. RefSeq lists its product as uncharacterized. Bases 296 to 991 code for a protein of 231 amino acids. Gene Ontology annotation, biological process: pyrimidine ribonucleoside biosynthetic process; 'de novo' pyrimidine nucleobase biosynthetic process; pyrimidine nucleotide biosynthetic process. The record is from RefSeq and is a predicted model, not a curated record. Lineage: Eukaryota; Fungi; Basidiomycota; Agaricomycetes; Polyporales; Phanerochaetaceae. The transcript has 2 exons. Gene Ontology annotation, molecular function: orotate phosphoribosyltransferase activity. Gene Ontology annotation, cellular component: cytoplasm.